Molecule: messenger RNA, 1660 nt
Organism: Aspergillus steynii IBT 23096
Lineage: Eukaryota; Fungi; Ascomycota; Eurotiomycetes; Eurotiales; Aspergillaceae
Exons: 1
Coding region: 85-1377 (430 amino acids)
Source: RefSeq, a predicted model, not a curated record
GCCACUCCCUCAAACACAUCCAAAGAAGACCUUUUUGAUAUAUAUAAAUGGUCAAACUCAUACCAUAAACCCCACCUAUUAACUAUGGCCGAUCCACUCUCCAUAGCCACUGGGGUUACGGGUUUGCUCUCAUUUGGCAUCCAAAUCUCCGAGUCUCUGCUGAAAUUCUACCAGGCAUACAAAAGCCAGGACAAGAAUAUCUCGCACACAGCAAAUAAACUCGAAAACCUUCUCACCAUGCUUCAAUCCCUAGAGACCACCCUAAAGACUCGAAGAUUCCAAUCCGAUGAAAAAGACCUGGUCCAGUCUGUUAACCGCUCGAUCUGGGACUGUGAAGAGAUCAUCACCGAGCUCCAGGAGGAAGGGAAGAAGUAUGACCGAGCUGUUACCAGCGGACUCGACGGAUUCAAGGAGACUGUUAAACUAGCCGGUCGUCGGGCAGCGCAUCCAUUUCGGCAGAGCACUCUGCAGAAACUAGACGAAGAUAUCAGCGAGAUACGAAACAAUGUCGCGGUAGCGCUUAACAUCUUGCAAUUGGGCGAUCAGAAGGUCAUCCACGACGAUCUCACGGAGUUAAAGUCGCUCGUUGAACAUAUCCAGGAACACCAGAUCUCGUCCACCGUUCGGCAGUGGCUCAGGGCACCUGAUCCCACGGUGAAUCACAACAGCCUGCGGACCAAACACCAUACCGGCUCGGGGAUGUGGUUUGUGAGAGGAGAUGCGUUUCAGACAUGGUUGGCGCAGGAGAACUCUUUCCUGUGGCUGAAUGGGUUCGCAGGGUGUGGCAAGUCGGUUCUCUGUUCCACCGCGAUCCAGGAGACUUUUUUUCAAAGACACCAUCAUAUAGGCGUGGGGAUUGCGUUCUUCUACUUUACGUUCAGCGACGAAGCGAAGCAGGAUGAGUCAGGGAUGAUCCGGGCCCUAUUGUUGCAACUAGCAGGACAACACGAAGACUGCCAGGCAGAUCUUACCAGUCUCUACUCAACGUACCAGUCGCGGACACCUCCACCCGAAGUACUGAUGGAGUAUCUUCAGCGCAUGGCUCGGAGGUUUGAGCAUGUGUAUAUCCUGCUGGAUGCAUUAGACGAGAGCCCUCGGUAUGAGAAGCGAGAGGGGAUCUUAGCUGUGCUGCAGACAAUGAGACAAUGGGGAUUGGCGGGCCUGCACUUGUUAGUCACGAGUCGCGAUGAGCCCGACAUUCGAAGAUCUUUUAGUCCGUUGUCUGACGAGGAGAUUAUUCUGCGAAAUCAGGAAAUUGACGAGGAUAUCCAGAAUUACAUCGCCUUUGAGCUGAAGUCCAAUAAAAAUCUCCAGAGGUGGCGAGGUUAUCACGACCAUAUCCAACAAGCACUGAACCAUCGUGCCCAAGGGGUGUAAGCACACGCGACAAGAAACCUCUUUUCUGACACCUGGCUAAAAUGAUAUAAGCUUCCGAUAUGUGCAAUGCCAAUUCCACGCCCUUCAGCGAUGUCCCCGAACAAAAAGCCAUCUUCACAGGUGUCUCCAGUCGCUACCCCGAGGCCUAGACGAGACAUACGAGCGGAUACUCUGCAGCAUCGACGAAAGCUGCAUUGACGAUGCGCGACGAAUCCUGAACCUUCUCUGCUUUUCAAAUCGACCACUCACAGCAGCAGAGCUGAUCCACGGAUACGCAGUCGAC